This is a messenger RNA of Aspergillus bombycis, 342 nucleotides long. RefSeq names its product CFEM domain protein. The annotation marks the transcript as partial. Lineage: Eukaryota; Fungi; Ascomycota; Eurotiomycetes; Eurotiales; Aspergillaceae. The transcript has a single exon. The record is from RefSeq and is a predicted model, not a curated record.
ACCGACGCUUCUAAGACUGGUGAUUCGACAGCCACCGGCACCGACGCCUCCAAGACCGGCGACUCGACUGCCACUGGCACUGACGCCUCCAAGACUGGCGAGUCUACUAGCUCCACUACCCUGAGCACUGCUGCCAGCACCACCAGCGACGGCUCCAGCUCCUCCGAGACCGGCUCCAACGGCAGCAGCACCACUGAUGGCUCCAACGGCGGUUCCAACGGUGGCAGCAGCGCAACUGAGACUGCUCCCUCCAGCACCUCGACCGACUCUGCCGCUUCCAAGACCGUCCUCGGCAGCGGCGCCCUGGGUGCUCUUGCGCUCGCCGCUUUCUUCAUGCUCUAA